Micropterus dolomieu (smallmouth bass) is the source of this 2454-nucleotide messenger RNA. It is a transcript of the gene dalrd3, whose product is annotated as DALR anticodon binding domain containing 3. The record is from RefSeq and is a predicted model, not a curated record. The transcript is spliced from 13 exons. Gene Ontology annotation, biological process: tRNA C3-cytosine methylation; arginyl-tRNA aminoacylation. The coding region runs from base 286 to 2061 and encodes 591 amino acids. Lineage: Eukaryota; Metazoa; Chordata; Actinopteri; Centrarchiformes; Centrarchidae. Gene Ontology annotation, molecular function: ATP binding; arginine-tRNA ligase activity; tRNA binding.
UGGUCCAACACGGAAAUUCACCUCGGAAGAAACAGGGAUUGCACUCGACUUGACACUAGUUCCGCAAAGAAAAAAACUGCCAGUAGCCUACAGCCCUCCCUUACAUUCAAUAUCUGACAUCGACUAGUGAUUACCGUACGCAUGGAAACUGGCACAGUUCGGCAGUGCUGAAGCUAAGCAUAGCCUGCACCUAUCAGUGUGACGGCGUUUUAACAUCAGAUAUGAGUAGGUUGUGGAUGUGCUAAUAGCCUGGUAGCAAGCUCACCUGUUAGUGUUGUGACGGUGAUGGAGAAUAUUGAGCAGGCUUCGCCCCUCCGGAUCACCCCUACUGUCGGGGCGCUGAGCUCCGCACUACGGGGAAAGCAUGAAAAUGUCCCCGAUUUCAGCCGGGGGAACGGCGACAGGAUCUUUCCGGAACCAGAGAAGCUUUGGUUCAAGGAGAGCAGCGCUAAAAACCUGCGUAACAGAGACUUCUUGUCGCCGACCACGAUGCUUACCACGCUGUAUGCGGAUGGACAGGUCACUCCAGAAGUGAUGUCCAGGGUCCUGUCUCUCCGUGGCACUGGGGUUCUGCCUGUGGCGGGCGGGGAGGUAAUGAGUGAGGGGUUGAGGGUGAGGGUCGAUCGGGCCACAGCCUUCAAGGCUGUCCUGGCAGGUGGAGCCACAGAAUACCUGAAGCCAUCAAGUCAGAAGCAAGGCUGCAUGGUGCUCAACUGCCCCGCACUUCACCCUAAACCCAACACACAAACUCCUGAUACACUGACUCUGGGCCAUCUGAGGACUGUUUUGUUGGCUGACCACAUGGGGGUGCUGUUGAGAAGACAGGGAUUUGUAGUGUCGUAUUGCCCCACGCUUCCCGAAGACAGCGACAUCAUCACCUUUCUCCGAGCUCUGGGCAUUGAUUGGCCGACUGCCCCAGCCAACUGGAACAACGAGGAGCGGGAGGUGAAGAUUCAGGAAGCGCUGGAGAACUCCCCGUACAGAGAGAGGGAAACUGAGAGAGGCAAGAGGACCAGUGGAGGAGGAGGGAGGAAAGUCGAGGAGGGGGAGAACGAGGGAGCACUCAAGGUCAACCUGAAACGAGUGUUCCAAGAGGAGGGGCUGCUGGGAUAUGACCCCAGCCUUGGUACUAGCACAGUACACAGAGACAGUGUUUCCCACCUGGCACAACUGGACCUCGCCACAGCUGAGUGCACAGUAGCCAUGGUAACAGUGUUACAUGUGACUUCCUGUCAGGAUGAGUUCCGCCAGCAGCAGGUAGCAGUGCUGUGGAGGGCCAGUGGAGCGACACAUACACAGAGACAUCUGGUGUGUGGGCCUGUGAAGACUCCUGGUUCUCACCUCAGUGCUGCACAGUACCUACAGCUGAGAAGAGGUCAGAUGAAGGAGGCUUCAGAGAUGAAGUAUGGAGAUCAAGUAGAAGGUCAGACGUGGGAUGACAUCAUCAGGGUCAUGACCUCUGCUACUGUGAGAUUUGAGCUGCUGUCAACGGUCCACACCAGUCCUGUGACACUGGAUGUCCAGAGGGAAGGGGGGGUGUCCACCAAAGGGCCAAGAGGAGGAGUGUUUGUGAUGUAUAACUGUGCCAGACUGCACACUCUGUUCGACAGCUACGAGAGAGGAGUAGAAAAAGGUUUAUACCCAGAAAUCCCUGAAGGCUCCCAACUAGACUUCUCUGCUCUGAAAGAAGAGAUGUCCUCACAGCAACAGUUCAGUGUUAAUCCUCUCAUGCCGUCCCCGUUGUUUGACUGGCAGGGCGAGUGGCUUCUACUGUUCAAUUAUCUCAUUCCGUUCUCCGAGCUGCUGGACCAAUCGGGCCAAGCGUUAGACUGCGAAGGGGGAGGAGCCAGAGUGAAUAUUAAGACUGAACAGAUCUGUAAAUUCCUUGUGUCUCUAAGUAAAGACUUCAGCUCGUACUACAACAGAGUCCAUGUCCUGGGGGAGCCGUUGCCUCAUCUCUUCAACCAGAUGUUUUGUCGUCUGUAUCUGUUAAGAGCUUUAAGAGAGCUCUACCACAGUGCUCUGGACACCCUUAACCUACCCCCCAUCAGACAGCUAUAGCUUUGACGAAAGUCAUCCUGUGAUCACGCUUAGCCCUACCUCCCCACUCAUUUCAUCUCACACAAACACUCACGUAUGUUUUGUAAUUGUAACUUCAUCACACACACACACACUUCAUUUAGCAAUGAAAAUGUAUUCAGCUAAGACAGACUUCCCUCCUCCCUUCACUUCCUUCUUUCCCUUACCUUUCCCUCUUCUGGGCAAUGUUACAAUACAGUCCGUGGCUGCCAUAGUCAAUUAUGAUACAUUGUUUUACCUACCCACUAUAUAGCUUCUACAGCUUCUACUUUUCAGUCAGAUUUCUGUAGCUGGACAUACUGUAACUGUUAAAAUAGGAUGUCAUUACUUGUAAAUCAUGUAAUGUGAACUCAGUAAACUCAAGAUCAAGCUAAA